UUCGGCGGGUUGAACCGGCACGAGGAGGCCACGGUGGACUUUCUGAAAUGGGACACGGCGCAGCCUGGAGCUAAAUUAGCCGCGAUGUCCAAUAAGAGUAAGUCCCAGCCGCCGCAGCCGCAGCAGCCGCAGCAUCAACAGCCGCAGCAGCAUCAUCCUUCGCACGUGAUCAAGCCAGUGGACCAGUUGCCGCCGUGCUACCAGCCGCCACCGCCGCCCACCAGUGGAAUUUUGAAGAAUCAUCUUCACUUUGCCAGCGGAACCACGUCGGCGCCGAGCGCGGCCCAAGUGGGUAACAGUCAAGGUCCGGGUGCGACCUUGAAUCAUCAUCAGGGCGCUCAGCCGCGUACGUUGCCGCCGCCACCGCCGUCUUUGGCGUCGCAGCAUCACACGCAGCAGCAUCAGGCGCAGCAGCAAGCGCAGCAGCAGCAACCGCCGAAGGAUGCGCAGCAGGGCAAGUACUCGCCGAGGAUAGAGCACCAUCUUCAUCAUUCGCAGCCGGGUAACGCGCUGAUCGUUGCCGCGUCCGCGGCGGCAAAGAAUCAGCAGCAGCAACAACAACUACCAAACUACCUCCAACAACCUAAGCUCGGUCAGGGCCCGUACUUGCCGCCCAGCAGUCAGUAUCCGGCGGUAAGCAGCAGCCAGAACGCACCGGUCAGACAGAGGAUCAGCGACGACGAAUUUCUGCGACUGGGUCCAGUGGAGAUGCUCAAGUUCGUGCGAAAGACCGAGAGUGACAUCGCCAGGCUCGCCGCCGAGCAGCAUCGUCAGAUACAAACCUUGCUGAAUGAGCUGCGAGCGUUGAAGGAGGCCAACCAAAGAUUGAACGACGAUAACCAGGAACUGCGCGAUCUCUGCUGUUUCUUGGACGACGACCGACAAAAGGGUCGCAAGCUGGCGCGCGAGUGGCAACGAUUCGGUCGUUACACGGUGAGCGUUAUGCGACAAGAGGUCUCGGCUUAUCAGAACAAGUUGCGCCAGCUGGACAACAAGCAGCAGGAGUUGAUCAAGGACAAUCUGGAGCUCAAGGAACUGUGUCUGUAUCUCGACGAGGAGCGCGGCGGUGGUCAAAGGGACGACGGCGACGGAUCGAGCUCGAGCACAAACGCCGAAGAGACCGCGCUGCCGAGACCGAGGCACACUUCGACAUUUAACGAUCAAACGAUGCAGUACGUGAGGAGUUUGGAGCAACGGGUGAAGCAGUUGGAGGAAGACAAGAGCGUUCUCCAGGCUCGUGCGCAAGGUUGGGAAGUAACUCCGGGUGAGGUGUGGGACAGUCCCGCGAGUCCGAACGACAACGCGCAUCUGGGAAGUCGACCGGAGGCGGUGGUGCGCGCUCUUCAGGUUCUCGAAGUCAGAGAACAGCUGGAAAGAGAGGAAGGUCACGACGGGGAGAAGGCGCUGGUCAGAGAAAUGUGCAAUGUCGUUUGGCGGAAACUGGAAGAGGAUCCACAAACAAGGCAUUAAAACGACGCAGCGUGAAGGACAGUUCGUCGGUUCUCAAUUAAUUGCUACUAUACAAAGAAACUUUAACACACGUCCAAGACGUAACGAUAGUAUUAUAGCGGGUAAUGUAAACAUAUAUAUUUUUUACUGCGUAGAUGUAUGCAAUGCGAAUGUGUGUGCGUAAAAAUGUGCAACUAUCUCGAGAGAUUAUAAGAAUAUCGACAGUACCUAUUUAUGCGAAUGUAAGUAAUUAGCUUG
Pseudomyrmex gracilis is the source of this 1707-nucleotide messenger RNA. It is a transcript of the gene Ccdc85, whose product is annotated as coiled-coil domain-containing protein 85C. The transcript is spliced from 4 exons. The record is from RefSeq and is a predicted model, not a curated record. The coding region runs from base 85 to 1470 and encodes 461 amino acids. NCBI's taxonomy places the organism in Eukaryota, Metazoa, Arthropoda, Insecta, Hymenoptera, Formicidae.